This is a messenger RNA of Salpingoeca rosetta, 1719 nucleotides long. RefSeq lists its product as uncharacterized. Gene Ontology annotation, cellular component: nucleolus. The transcript has 11 exons. Lineage: Eukaryota; Choanoflagellata; Craspedida; Salpingoecidae. Gene Ontology annotation, molecular function: methyltransferase activity. Bases 79 to 1611 code for a protein of 510 amino acids. Gene Ontology annotation, biological process: rRNA base methylation. The record is from RefSeq and is a predicted model, not a curated record.
UGACACAACACACCCACGUUGACCACACAAAGAAGCAAACACACACGCGUACCCGUACCUGCUGAGUUGCGUGCGAGCAUGAGCGCGCUGUAUGACACGGCUGCAGGGGUGCUGGAGCGGGUGCGCCAGCACAAGGGAACCAUCAAGACGUUGUGUCUGGAAGCAGAGUACAAGCAAAAGAAGAAGCUCCUCGCCCUCGUGUGCCAAACAUUGAAAUACCAGCGUGCCGUCGAUGCUAUCAUCGCCAAGGCACAAUUGCUUGAGAAGGAGCCAACGCUGUCAAAGGAGCUGGCGCGUGUGCUGUGUCAUGAUCUCCUUAUUGGUGGUGUGCUGCGGUGCACAGGGAGCCUGUACGAAGCCAUCAUGAGACACAAGGACGAGCUUCAGACCGCAUUAGCCGACUUGAUGGCAGAGCGCGGCGUCGAUACAGCGAGCGCUCUAGCAGAAGACACCCUGGCCGAGUCAAUGCCACGCUACGCGCGCGUAAACCCGCUGAAGCAGCCAGAAGCAGCCACCCUCACAGCGCUGGAGGAAACAGGGUUCCAGCUGCAGCAGCUGCACGCCGCGGGCCCAAAGUCCACAACAACGCUGGAGUCGCGACAGCACUACUUCAAGGACACGCACCUGGACAACCUUCUCGGCUUUCACCCAAGGACGGACUUCCACACGCACUGGCUGUACCGUCGCGGCCACCUCAUCCUGCAGGACAAGGCAAGCUGUUUCCCCGCAGCCAUUCUGGCGCCACCACCGGGCUCUGUCUGCAUCGACGCGUGCGCUGCGCCCGGCAACAAGACCUCACACCUCGCUGCCCUCAUGCACAACAAGGGCACCGUCUUCGCCUUUGACAUCAGCAGGCGCCGCAUGGGAGUGAUGCGUCGCCAGCUCAAGCUUGCAGGCGUCACGUGCGUCAAGACAAUGCUCAAAAGCUUCCUCGACACAGACCCCACGCAUCCAAAGUUCAGAGAUGUCAAAUACAUCCUUUGCGACCCUUCGUGCUCUGGCUCUGGCAUUGUGAGCCGGCUGAGCGAUCUGGUGGACGUCAGCGAUGCCGGCGAGCCGCAGACGCAGGAGGAGAAGCAGCAGGAGCGGCUCAAGGCGCUGGCCGAGUUCCAGGUGCAGGUUGUGAACCAUGCCCUCUCCUUUCCAAACGUGGAGCGCGUCACCUACAGCACAUGCUCCGUACAUCAGGAGGAGAACGAGGAUGUUGUCGCUGCAGUGCUGGCUGCCAAUCCGUCCUUUGAACUUGCUGAAGCGCUGCCAUCAUGGCAUCGUCGUGGCCACAGUGACACGUUGCCAUCAGCGGCCAUGUGCGUGCGCACGGAUCCUGCGCAGGACUUCACAAACGGAUUCUUCGUUGCUCUGUUUGUUCGCAAGCCUGGGGCGCCGCGACCACAGUCUCAGAAGCAGCGCACCUCCAAGCGCAACAGCAGCACCAGCAAGGCGUCAGCCAGCGGUGAUCGCGGCAGUGGCCGGGGUGAAGGCACCACAACAAAGCGCGCCAAGAGCGCAGCGCCACAAGCCCCGCUUGUGCCUCGUCAGCGCCCGUCCAUGAAACAGCGGCAGAAGCGCAGCAAGGCCCGCCUUCGCUCCGUGGUCACACCCUCCCACUGACGCUCCUGCUUUGCGCGUGUGUGAGUGAGUGUGCAUGUGUGCAUGUGCGUGUGCAUGUAUGUGUCUGAUUGUGUGUGUGUGUGCGUGUGUGUGAUUGUGUGUUGGCUG